Messenger RNA from Danaus chrysippus (African queen), 6522 nucleotides. The record is from the annotation of a GenBank genome assembly. NCBI's taxonomy places the organism in Eukaryota, Metazoa, Arthropoda, Insecta, Lepidoptera, Nymphalidae.
AUGUGGUUUUGGUUGUUCCUUGCGGCUGUCGCCGUGUAUUCCGUGGAGGGCGCGGGCCCGGGCGCCGCACGACUCGUUUGUUAUGUAGAAGGCGCACGCGCAUAUGAUGUAUCGGAGUGUACGCACCUCGUGUACGCCGGCGGCUCCAGGGGCGAGGAGUUGGAAGCUCUGAUGAAGGACUACAGGAAGAAUAACAAAAGGAUCAAGAUCAUCCUGCGAGUGAACGAAGGAGAUAAGGAUCUAAAUGAAUUCCUGAAAUCUAAGAACGUGCAAGGUUUGGAAAUAUACGAUGCCCACAAAAUCUUCAAUAAGACCAAAGUCCUGGAAAUGGUGGAAUCAGCCCGAGCUGCCCUUAACGCAGCGGGGGGUGGGCCAUUGUUCUUGGCGCUACCUUCACACCCAGAACUCCUUGCCAAAUAUUACGACCUCAGGGUCUUAAUGAAGAAGGUUGACCUCAUGACUGUGCAAACACAUGCUCUGGGUCUGGUGAAGAAGAUGACUUACCAUCCUAGUAGACUCAGCGGAUUAUGGGACAUGAUGAACACUGAUUCCGUAGUGGAUUUGGUCAUUGGAUUAGGAGUUCCCGCUUCGAAGAUUGUGAUCAGUUUACCAGCAACGGCUCGGAAGUUCCAACUCCUCAACGAGACUCUCAGUACGCCCGGUAGUCCAACUACCGAAGACGAACCAAAAGAAAUCGACCAAUUAGAACUCUGCAGACAAUUACGCAAAGGCAGAUGGACCCUAGAAAGAGACCAGGACCUAUCAGCGCCUUACGCCUUCAAGGAUAAGACGUGGAUAUCAUUCGAAGACGCAUCCUCAGUGGAUGUGAAGGGUAAGUAUGCGAGGGUGAGAGGUCUUGCAGGCCUGGCUUUAUACAAUACUGAGAAGGACCUGGAUUCGCCUUGUGCCCCAACUCUCAGGACAGCUUUGAAUAAAGUGUUGAACCAGCAAAGCAGAGCUCCGAGGGCCGCUGUUUUAAGGUCUUUGGAGAACGAGAUCCUUUCCGCUCCUCACAACGCGCGUGUUCUGGACGCGCUCCAAGUGUCGCCUUACAGGAUUACUCAGGUUGUUGACGCUGACGGUGUCAUACAUUCCAUCAGAGAGGAUACUAGGACUGAGUUCUCUUGUUCCCGCCAAGGUUACUUCGUACAUCCACGUUCGUGCGCUCGUUUCUAUCGCUGCGUUAAGUUCGAUCAACUAUCUCCCGAAUAUACAGUUUUCGAAUUCGACUGUCCCGCGGGCCUCGCGUUCGACGCUCGCUAUGAGGUGUGUGUAUGGCCCGGGUCUUUGCCCCACGCGGCCGCCUGCCCGGGCUCAUCAGAGAUCGCACCAGUUCCUACUACCCGGUUCAUAUGUCCGGACCAUGAGGGUUACUAUGCUGAUCCGGAGAAUUGUCGUUGGUUCUUCGCGUGUCUGGACCAUGGUAAGGCGCCGUUGACAGCGUACGAGUUCCGCUGCCCGUUCGGUCUUGGUUUCGACGCUGCUCGCCUCAAAUGUGACUGGCCGUGGUUGGUACCAGCUUGUGGGAAUAUUGCUCGAUACGAAGCAGAAGCAUUUGGAUACUCAGGCGCCGCUCUUAGUGGUGCUACUGGUUUUGAAGGAAAAACAGCAGAUUCAGUUAACAUAGCUGCACAUCAGAGUUUAGUUUCCGGAGCAUCUUUGAAUAAUCUAGUAGGAAUUCAAAAUGGACUGACUAAAAACGAUGUUCUAGACGCUAACUACAUAUCAUCCCAAGAAGCUGUUAAUGGAGGUUUAGCAGGAGCAGGAAGUUAUGAUAGCUUUUCGAACAUCGGACUCAGUUAUCAAGGCGAACCAAGCGGAGUCUUCUACAAUUAUGUGUCAGCGGAAGAUAUUAACAAAGGUCUUGUUAGGGGCGUUAAUGGUGAAGGAGAGGAGAAAUACACUAGCGGUUCCCUAAUUUUAGAUGAUUACAGACUACCGACUAACAAAGUAAACACUUACUCGGUAUAUAAUAAAGGUCAAAGUGGCAUAUCAGGGUCUGCGAGAGCGUCACUUCGUUACGACGAUGGUAAAUACCGCCCUGAUAAUUCUGGGAAGUACGUCCACAAUCCCGCCGGUGAUCGCGCUAAGCCCUAUGAGCAUAUUGGUGUUCCUCCCGUGCCUUAUGCGCACACAGAUUUCAAAUACACACAAUCAAACGAGUAUGACGGUAGCAAAUAUGCCGGCAGCGGGUCUGGAGGUUAUGACUAUCCAAAACCAAAAAUCGAAUUCCACGAAGGAUUUGGGGUCAGUGAUAACAUUCAUAGUGUUAGUGGAGGGGAAGGCAGUGUAACAAAUACAUACCAAGGCAGUUACGCUAACGUAGAUGUAGGAAACUACGUGACCGACUACAAAGUAUACACAGGCGCUUCACAUACUUUAACUGCUGGAGCAGUGAAUGUUGGAUUGGUUGGGAAGACAACACUACUAGAAGCUGAUUACGCGAACCAAGGAAACUAUGAGGGUCAUUCAUACAACAGUGGGGUGGUUCAUCAUGUUUCUCAACCUGCAGUCGCUAUAAGUCACGUGGGUACGGCCGGUCAAAACUUAGACGGCUACAGUUAUACAACUUCAACCUCAUCGGGAGUCCCUACAACAGUUAGCCCAUUGUCAUACACAACAUACAAAACUACAUACGUUCCAGAAGUGCCUAAAACUAGUAUUAAACAAGUUUUCGGUUUCACUCAACCAGCUGUAACUUACGUCCAACCUGCCAUAGUAGCUGUAAAACAAGUAACUCCACAAAUACAAGUCACUAAUUACAAUCAAGGUGUCAACUAUCAGUAUGAAAGUAAAGAUUAUUCGUCCUCCAAUGCCAAGUCGAAUGAAAACACAGAGUUUACAGGUUACGAAUACAAAAAACCUAGUAUUAAAUUUGAAAGCGUCCCCACUGCAACUCCAGCCGUGACUGUAGUGUCCCAAAAACCACAGGGUUAUGGACAAAAUCAACAAACCGUUCACACGAUUCAAUCAGUUGGUUUUGAAUAUUCCACACCAGUACCUGUAACUGAACCACCAUUUAGAAAAAUAGUGGCUUAUACAACUGGUCCACCAGUUAGCACUUACGUUCAACCAACACCAUCUGCUAUCAGUCAUCAAACAAUACAUAAAGUGGAAACAUCCAAAGUACACGUUCCAUAUGUCGAAGUCAGUGGCCAAGAUGCUAGCAUUGGUGUCAACUAUGAAGUGCCCCAGGGUGUGAUACAGUACACUACCCCACAACCGUCGAUUGCUGUUCAACAGGAAAUAUCAUAUCAACCACAAGCAUACAGUCAACAAACUGUACAUACAGUCGGUGCUAAAGUUAACUCUUUCAACCAAGGUCACUCGCAAGUAGCUUACGAGUACCAAGGACCGUCAACAAUCAGUUUUAAUACUGACAAUGAAAAUGGUUAUAACUAUAAACAACCUAACGUACGAUUAGAAGAAGCAGCAAGAGUUCAAUAUUCUACACCAGCACCGACAGUAUUGUAUACUCCUCAAAGUCACAGUUCUCAAAGCAUACAGAGAUCCAGAACGCAAUACGUUUCCUCAACCGCUCGCCCAUUCGUGUCCACAACGCCUGUAACUUUAUACGAGAAUCCCCUUCUACAAUACACAGCAAAAUCUACUGAAAUAACAUAUGAAGCUCCAAAAUACACUUCCCACUCAUACAGUCAACAAAACUAUAACAGAGGUUCUUCCAACUCAUUCGUAUCUAAUGGAUACUCAGCAGCAUUGGAUCAACAAAGUACAGUCUAUUCAACUCCUCAGCCGACACUUUCAGUUCAAUCAACAGUAACCACAUACCCUCAAUAUCAAAGUCAGCAGACUCUUCAUCAAGUCGAUACAAGUGAACUUAAUACAUACGAAGGCUCUUCCAUCAAUGUUGGAUACUCUCAACCGACAUUUAGUGUAGAACAAGCUAGAAUAGAAACCUCGACUCCUGCAUCGGUUGUUUCUUCAACGUACAGACCUCAAUCAUACAGCCAACAAACAAUUCGUAAAUAUGAGACACAAGUAACUCCUUCAACCACUCCAAUUUCUACCAUACAUUUAUCUUAUCAACAACCCGAGGUGUCUGUUUACGAAAACCCAAUAUUGAAAUACACUCAAAGGGUUACUCCUGUUACUUAUGUGAAGCCUACAGCAUCUAUAUUUACUCAAACAUAUAGGCCUGAAGUCAAGGUAACUCACGUUACAAGACCCGCACAAUACGAAACAUCAGAACAACAAUCUUAUAUAAAUCAAGAGGCAUAUACUUAUAAUCAGCCUGAAAUACAAAGAAAUAUUGAUUCAUCAAAAAGCCAAACUUAUUCUGACGCUAGUGUUGUGUCAAGCCAAUACUUCCAUCAAGGAAAAGGAAUAGCAGCAACAAAUGGAAAUGAACAGUAUGAAUCUGGAAAGAACGUUGUGUUUGUAUCAAGUACCCCUUCAACGCUCGUUUAUGAGGAUCACUAUACAGAAUAUGAAAAUCAAGGGAAAGUUAAUGCAUACAAAGCUCCUGAGUAUAUACCUCCGAAGGAAGAAAUAUCACAAACAUACACUGUAUCAACUGUCUCCCCGCCAACCGUGAAACAGCAGAGUUCGAUAGUUUAUUCUCAAGAUCAAUACGACUAUCAACCUGUGGACUACUCUCAACAAUAUCAAGGUCAAUAUUCAAAUAGUAAGGCCAGUACAACAAGUAAUAAUUAUGAAUAUACUCAAAAUAAUUACCAAUCUCCUGAAGUACAAGUGGAGUAUAAGGCUGAAGAAUAUUUGCCACCAGUACCGUCUACUGUAAGACCCGCUGUUUCAUCUACAUACCGGUCACGCACAUAUUCUACAACAACCAAUGCUCCAGAAUACCUGCCUCCUGCGACUGAACCCAAAUUCCGCGCCGAUGAAUAUUUACCACCAGUAGAAAAUAGCUACCAGUCAGUCGUUAAAUCUACCGAUAAUCUCGAAUACUCAUCACCUGUAGAAAGUACAGCAUCACGCGUGGCUACUUUCCAAAGAUUUGGUUACAACGAUGAGGAUGAAUCCUAUAAAGGAUAUAGCACGUAUCAAGAUUAUUCAGUCUCAACUGAAGCGCCCAUUAUAACAGGUGUGACAGGUAGAAAACAGAACAUUGUAGUUGAAACGGCGAAGUCAAAUUUACUUGGUUUUGGAACUGUUGGACCUGACGCUGGCUUGGUGUCGACUACGGCUCGGCCAUAUAUAUCUACUACUGAUAACUCUUACUUACCUCUAAAGACAGCAACGUUCACAUAUACAACUGAAACACCGGAAGUUACUACCACAAUAAGAAGGACAAAACCUAAAUAUUUUAGAGUGCCAUCUUCUUCUACUACACCGGUAUACGUAGAGUCAACAACAGCGUAUCAGGCGCCGGAAUACCUGCCACCAUCAGAAAAUAUCUGGCAAGGCUUAGUGGAGACCUCAGCAUACAGUAGCACAGCUGCUCCAAAGAUAAGACUAAAUCCUUAUCAAGAAAAAUCAUAUGAUAAUUCCCAAAUAAUUGUUUCCACAACGACAGCACCUAUAAGAAAACAAAAUGUUGUCGUAGAAAAUGCUAAAGCACAAUUAUUAGGAUUUGGUGCCGUUGGUACUGAUGCUGGUUUAAGUUCUCCAGCAUCGUAUAGUGAGGUUGAGCCUAUUGAAGUAUCUCAUGAUGGCACCUACUCGACUGUGCUUCCAGUUCAACAACAAGUGGAAGUCACAAGCGCAAGAGUACCAAUACGAAGAGUUAAGCCAAAGGUAGCGAUCGUCACCAAAAUAAAUGAUUUUAAUCCUCUUCUUGUGAAAAAAUUGGGCGCUGUUUGUAGUUGUCAAUCUCCUAUAUUGAUUCUUAAGGGCAAAAGACCGAAUAUUCAAGAAGAGGACGUUGAUUACGACAAUAGUUACGAAAGUAGACGAGGGGAUCUCGGCAAUUAUAAACUAAAACAGAAGUCAGCACGAGUAACUACGGUUCCAUUAUUGAAUACUGUGACGACAGCAUCGCCAGUAGUAUCGACUUUCAAUCCAAUUAUAGUCCCCGAUGAUUCAUACUAUCAAGACUACCAAGAGGCUAGUAACGAUAAUGUAGUGGUAAAUGCCGUUGGCAAAGAUAAUUCACAAAGUUACGUAUCAAGCGUACCCGUUGUUUCAACAACUGAACGAGUAGUAAGAAUAAGACCAAGAGUAAAAUUAGUCACUGAGGCGCCUACUUAUAAAACUGUUGUAUUAAAUAAACAAGUAGCCCCAAGCAUUCCCAAGGCAGCGGAAUCUAUCGAAUCUGCAGUUAAUUCUCCAUCGUUUGAUCGUUAUGGACCAGGCGGUUGGAGAGACAGGGAUGAAACUUUACAGGGAUCUAUAGAUUGUCAGCGAGCUGGGUUGUUCCGUCAUCCGAAACAAUGUAACAAAUUCUACGCCUGCAGAUGGGACUGUACUAAACAAAGAUUUACGCUUCACGUCUUCAACUGCCCCGUUCAACUGAGCUUCGACCCUAACAUAGGAGCUUGUAACUGGCCGAGUCAAGGACCCGCCUGUCAAGGAGACACCCUUCUCACAAACGCUCUUUGA